Molecule: messenger RNA, 1684 nt
Organism: Drosophila navojoa
Lineage: Eukaryota; Metazoa; Arthropoda; Insecta; Diptera; Drosophilidae
Cellular component (GO): cytoplasm
Molecular function (GO): glycosyltransferase activity
Source: RefSeq, a predicted model, not a curated record
UUGAUGCAGUGUCCGCUUCUUUGGACCCGGCGCUGUCAUAAAAAAUACACAGCUGCACGAUGAAGGUCUACAAGGUGUCGUCAUGGCUGAAGCUCUUGGCCUGGUUCGUGCUCACCGCCCUUUUUGUCAAGAUGCUCGCGAUGGUCCGGCCUGACGAAAGGCUAACUUCCGAUCGUUUUGCCGGACGGGGACGCAAUGUGGUUGUAAUACGCAAUGUGCCGCCAGCUCCGGCGAUGCCAGCGAAACCGAAGAUCGACGCGCUCGUUGAGGAUCUAACGGUCGUGCGGCAGGUGCUGCACGAGAAUGCGAAUCGCAGCUGGUCAUUCGAUGAGCAGUGCGCACCCUAUCCGCGCCUCGAGGACCUUAACAUUCAGAGUGAAUACUAUCAGCUCAGUGUGGGCGGCAACGUGAGCUACUUUCUGUAUAGCGCAUUCUACGAGCGUCGGCUCAGCGUGGAUCGUCCUCCGAGCGUCGUUUUGCUGGGCAUGAUCAGCAGCUUCCACGGACCCUUCGAGCCCGCCUACUGCCAGGUUUGGUAUGAGAACAACAGUCGGCCCGAACUGCUGGAGAUGGUGCAACAGGACAUGUCAUGGUAUGAAGAUUGGGGCCUGGCACCCGGGCAAGUUUAUCCGGCGCUCUUCACCUGCCCGAUCGUUGGCGGACCGCGUCGUCAUCGUGUGCCCCAGCUGGUGUCUCUGGUCUUCGGGGAUCGCUGUGCCCGUGCCAGCAAUGCUCUGUAUGUCUACUAUCGGGCGCCAGAGCGCCGUCGCUCGUUGCGUUUCGGUGUCUGUGUCAAGGACCUGCAGUUUCCCGAUGAGGACAUGUCGGAGCGUUUCGUCGAAUGGCUGGAGAUGGUGCGUUUGCUGGGCGCGGAGCGAGUGACGGCCUUCUACUUGGGCGGGAAUACCUUGCAUCCGAACACGAUUCGUACGCUGCGACACUACGAACGGCACGACGGUCUGCUGGAGUUGCGUCCCUUCCGUUUGCUCGAGGGCGUGUCCAAGCCGGCGAUCCAUGUGUCUCUGAACAAGCGUCUGAACGAGGUGCUCAUGUACAACGAUUGCCUCUACCGCAACAUGUACGAGUUCGACUAUUUGGCUGUGAUGGAUGUGGAUGAGCUGAUCAUGCCGCUGGGCGAGCUGCGCAAUUGGACGGCCCUGGUCGAGCGGCUCGAACAGAACCCGAACGGCGACAGCAAUGAACCUACCCAAGCCGGUAGCCGGUCGCCUUGCAGCUUCUGCUUUCGCAACGUCUACUACUCCAGAGAGCUGAAGCAGGAUGAGACGCCGCCGUCUGCCUUCUACAUGCUGCGGCACGUGGAGCGUGUGGCCCAGCAUUUGGAUGCGAAUUCAGCUGUUAAGUGCCUGCAUGCCACGGCCUAUGUGACAGCGCUGCACAAUCACUUCCCACUGGGCUGGCGGGGCGCCGACUAUCCGCGCGAUGUCCCCGUCGCCCUGGGUCAAAUGCAGCACUACCGCGAGCCAGACGACCCCAUGCAGCUCAAGGAGCCGCCGCCGGUGCGCGACGACAAUAUUUGGCGCUUCAAGGAGCAGCUGAUCAACAACUCUUUGGCCGUCCAGCGACAGCUGGGCUGGUCGCUGCCCUAGGGCCACUCCCCAUAUCCCCAGGCUCUAUAUAGGCUCAUAUGCCUAGUGAAGCAGUUGCAUUUCAGGUAUCCUAUGCU